This is a messenger RNA of Cydia strobilella, 4304 nucleotides long. It is a transcript of the gene Ssrp, whose product is annotated as FACT complex subunit Ssrp1. Gene Ontology annotation, biological process: regulation of chromatin organization. Gene Ontology annotation, molecular function: DNA binding; nucleosome binding; histone binding. Gene Ontology annotation, cellular component: FACT complex; nucleus. The transcript has 14 exons. Bases 115 to 2280 code for a protein of 721 amino acids. NCBI's taxonomy places the organism in Eukaryota, Metazoa, Arthropoda, Insecta, Lepidoptera, Tortricidae. The record is from RefSeq and is a predicted model, not a curated record.
CUGUCAUUGUGUCAUUCAUGCUGUGCUGUUGCCGCCUGUUAAAAUUUUGUUUGGCGCACGUUAAUCAGAAGCGGCGUGGUUCCAAGUGAAUUUGUCCCUUGUUAGAGGUUUACAAUGGAAUUCUUAGAAUAUAAUGAUGUUUCAGCAGAGAUCAAAGGAGCUAUGGUGCCAGGACGUUUAAAAAUGACCGAUCAGAAUAUUAUAUUCAAGAACAGCAAGACCGGAAAAGUGGAACAAAUAUCGUCUAACGACAUUGAACUAGUAAAUUUCCAGAAGUUCGUAGGAUCUUGGGGCCUGAGAAUAUUCAUGAAAAAUGGUACACUACACAGAUACGGAGGCUUCAGGGAGGGGGAACAAGAAAAAGUGGCCAAGUUCUUCAAAUCAAACUACAAUAAGGACAUGCUGGAGAAGGAGCUGUCCCUCAAGGGCUGGAACUGGGGCACGGCCAAGUUCAACGGGGCGGUGCUCAGCUUUAAUGUGGGAUCUAACACCGCUUUUGAGGUCCCGCUGCAUUAUGUGUCACAGUGUAAUACAGGGAAAAACGAAGUUACACUUGAGUUUCAUCAGAAUGACGACACCCCAGCAUCCCUAAUGGAGAUACGUUUCCACAUCCCAACAAACGAGUUAGCAGGUGACAUGGAUGCUGUGGAGGCCUUCCACCAACAGGUCAUGAACAAGGCCAGCGUUAUAUCCGUUUCCGGUGAUGCCAUUGCCAUCUUCAGGGAACUACAGUGUCUCACACCUAGAGGUCGCUACGACAUCAAAGUGUUCCAAACCUUCUUCCAACUGCACGGUAAAACGUUCGACUACAAGAUCCCCAUGUCGACCGUGCUUCGCCUGUUCCUGCUGCCCCACAAGGACACGCGGCAGAUGUUCUUCGUGGUGUCGCUGGACCCGCCCAUCAAGCAGGGCCAGACCAGAUACCAUUACUUGGUGCUGCUGUUUGGUAUUGAAGAGGAGACAAGCUUGGAACUGCCUUUUACUGAGGAGGAGCUGAAAGAAAAAUACGAGGAUAAAAUCAAGAAAGAGCUCUCGGGACCAACAUAUGAAGUGUUGGCAAAAAUUAUGAAGGUGAUCAUAAACAGGAGAGUCACAGGCCCAGGCGACUUCUUAGGCCACCACAAAACACCAGCAAUCGCGUGCUCAUACAAGGCGGCUGCCGGCUACCUGUACCCGCUAGAGAAGGGCUUCAUCUACGUGCACAAGCCGCCCGUGCACAUCCGUUUCGAGGAGAUCGCCUCCGUCAACUUCGCCCGAGGAGGCGCCUCAUCCACCAAAUCGUUCGACUUCGAGAUCGAGCUGAAGUCCGGCAGCGUGCACACGUUCAGCAGCAUCGAGAAGGGCGAGUACGACAAGCUGUUCGACUACAUCACCUCUAAGAAGCUACACGUUAAGAAUACCGGCAAGAACGACAAAGCCCUGUACGACGACGACUUCGGCGACUCGGACACGGAGAAGGAGCCCGACGCGUACCUCGCGCGCGUCAAGGCCGAGGCCAAGGAGCGCGACAGCGACGACAGCGACGACGAGAGCACGGACGAGGACUUCAACCCCGACAAGGCUAAAGAGAGCGACGUCGCCGAAGAAUACGACACGAAUCCGUCGUCAUCGGAAGACUCUGACGCGUCGAACGCGUCAGGCGACGACAAGAAAGAGAAGAAGAAGGAAAAGAAACCCAAGAAAGCUAUCACUAUUUCCGAAGCACCCCGUAAACGCAAAGACAAAAAAGGCAAAAAGGAAAAAGACGCAAACGCGCCCAAACGGCCCUCGACCGCCUUCAUGUUGUGGCUGAACGAGAACCGCAAGAAGAUAACUGAGGAGAACCCCGGCAUCAAGGUCACCGAGAUCGCCAAGAGGGGCGGCGAGCUGUGGCGAGACCUCAAGGACAAGUCUGAAUGGGAAGAAAAAGCUGGCAAAGCGAAAGAAGACUACAACGCAGCUAUGAAGAAAUACAAAGACAGUGGCGCCGCCGACGAGUUCAAACAGAAGAAGAAACAAGCGGCCAAGGAGGCCAAGGCGGCCGAGAAGAAGAGCAAAGCGCCCGCCAAGAAGAGCAAGAACACCAGCGCAGGCUCCGGGGCGGGCAAGUUCACCAGCAAGGAGUACAUCGAGGACGAUGACAGCUCCUCGGACGAGGAUAAGGAUAAGAAGAAGAAGGAUACUAAAGAUAGCAAAGAAUCGAAGAAAGAAAAGGCGAAAGCAAAGAGUUCUUCAGAAUCAGAAGCCGAGGCAUCCGCUUCCGGGUCGGGCUCCGACGCAAGCGGAAGCGGGAGCGAUUAGUGCACUAACUAUACAUUUAGAUAGAGUACAACCCAUAAAUACAUUAGAACUGUCAUUUUGGAAUAAAAACUGAAUAGCUCGAGAGUAUCAUUGGUCAACGUUUGGUUCGCAAAGUGGCCAAUCGCGGAGUUUUUAAACCGUUUUUUUUAAGUUAUAGAUUUACUUUUUUUUUCAUGAUCAGCAGAUUGCAAGUACGAAAAUUAAUUCUUCAAGUCUUCAUAAAGAAGCAUUUCUUUUGUUUCAUUGUUUAAAAAAAAACAAACGAAAGUCACCAUAAUCUACUGUACAAAAGGUUCAAAUUAAAAAUAGGUAAACUUUGUAUGGUGGGCCUACGAGGCUAGAGAAAGAUUAAUUCCAUGUUUGUAAUUGUAACAGGAUUUUUGGUUCACUUCAUAAAAAAGUACCUGCGAAAAGCGCUGCUCUUGAGCAUUACAUUUCAAGUAAACUAUGACAACGUACUAAUGUACAGUGCUCAAUAAUUUCUUAAAACAAUAGGGCAGUAAAAGCUGUAAAAACAUUAAGAUAUCUUGAGCCAUACUGAAACUUAUUAGAAUUAUUAUGUUUCAAUUUCCUUAUAGCUAUGUACAACAGAAUUGUAAAUGGUUAUUUCAAGACGAUAAUUGUUAGGUAUCUGUAUAAUUACAUUAAUUACGUUCAUUCAGGCUGGUUACCUUAAUUAUUACUAUUGGCAGGUUUUCCUUAUUUUGUUUCCUCCGUAACGCUAAAUAUACAUGAAACUAAACAAAACCCUUGGCAUACAAAGGAAACUGACAUAAAUUGGUCAUGAUCGUGAUUAUAUAAUUUGAAGCUUAUGUUUAUGGAUACAAUUAGCGAUGUACUACGAAAGCUGCGGUUUUAUUGUUUAAAUUUGUUUGUGAUAAUAUUAUAAUCAGCCUAAAAUAUAUGAAAAUGAUAGAAAUUUUCAAUAAUAUCUAACUAAACAAUAAUAGUACUUACACAAAACAACAGGAUUUAAUGUUCCAUAUUUCUUAGGCUGAGUAUAAUAUGUGUGUCCUAAUGGAAUAUUGCGAUAAUGUUUGUAAACCAUUCCUGUCUAACAUAUGAUCUGUUUUGUACCAAUCAUAACCUGUAAAUAUAGUUAAGUAAUUGUUAAUUAUUAAUUUUGUCAUACCCCUGUUUAAAUCUGUUCAUUGAUACUUACAUAACACAAAUCGUAUGGCAAAUAUAAAAUACCUUGCUUGAAAAAAAAAUUGUCACUAUCCCAAAAAUGUUGGACUUUUUAAUCUCGAAAAACGGCUAUAAACAUGAUAAAUUAGCCCUAAAUAUCAAGUCGAGUAAGCCUAGUUGUGGUGAUCAUACCCCGCCCACACACAUAUGGCCGUUGUAUUUGGAAAAAUAUGGCUGCAACUCUUUCAAUUACGAUAUUAACGAAAAAAAUACAAAUUGAAUAUUUGGAUAAAUAAGGCCAAUAAAUCACGUACGAAAAUCCCAUUUUAAAAACAGACAUAACAUGCUAAUUAGAUACAUAGAUAGCUGCACAAAUCUCACAGUAAUUUGACGGCCUCCUAGUCUAAUUGGUAGUUGGUAGUGACUCUGCCUCUGAAGCAGGGGGUCCCGGGUUCGAAUCUCGGUCAGGGCAUUUAUUUGUGUACUUAAUUGCUUAUCACAAAUAUUUGUUUCUGAGUUAUGGAUGUUUUCUAACCCCCUAAUUCAUAAAACUUUACGGGUCUGAUUUAGUUAAAUUAUGUUUUAUACCUUCUUACAAAUAAGUCAAAAUGACGGAUGUAUCUAAGUAUGUAUUUAUCUGUAUGAGUAUGUAUAUCGUCACCUAGUACCCAUAAUGGCUAUAAUACAAGCUUUGCCUUAUUUGAGGUUAGGUAGUCGAUCUGUGUGACUAUCCCCAAAUAUAUUAUUUUACAGUCAUGUAAGUUGAGUUGGUCCUAUCAUCCCAUACUAUCAUCCUUAUUGGAAACGUCAUUGCCGUACGAGUAAGAUAAAUGUGCGAUUGUUUUAUGAUUGUUUAUCUUGUAUGGUUUAAAUUACAAUAGCUUUAAUACUACGUU